Messenger RNA from Annulohypoxylon maeteangense, 1623 nucleotides. Its product is annotated as alpha/beta-hydrolase. The coding region runs from base 537 to 1379 and encodes 280 amino acids. Gene Ontology annotation, biological process: protein depalmitoylation. Gene Ontology annotation, cellular component: cytoplasm. The transcript has a single exon. Gene Ontology annotation, molecular function: palmitoyl-(protein) hydrolase activity; carboxylic ester hydrolase activity. The record is from RefSeq and is a predicted model, not a curated record. Lineage: Eukaryota; Fungi; Ascomycota; Sordariomycetes; Xylariales; Hypoxylaceae.
CAUGCACUUUACAUACCUACUAGUGCCUAUACCCAUCUACGCCAGCUUACCCAUACCACACUCACCGAUCUACCGAUCGUUCGAGAGAAAAAUAAAACACCUCGACGCAAACAUUUUGAAGUUACGCAUCGAGUCAUUUUUUUAAUACUCUUUAGUCUUUUUCUUUUUCUUUCUUUUUUUUUCUUGGAGAGAGGGGGCUGAGUCAUGCCAAGCGUAUUACCUCACGCCUCUUUCUCCCUCUAUCCCGAUUCUCCAUUUCUUUGCCCGUCGCGCUCCGCUACCUGGGUAAUUAGGUAGGGUGGGUAAGGUCGACCACCGACUUACCUCCUGUACCAGAAUAGUGCAAGGUAACAAAGGCAUUGAUUUGGGUACCCACCCAAGCCAUUUUCCUAGGUAUCUAAGUAUUCGAGUACAGAAAAUACAUACCUACCUACCUAAAGCAGACAGAAAUUGGAGAAUUGGGAAUAGAAACGAAGCAAGGCAGGAAAGAAAGCAAAAGCGAAAAAGAAAAGAAAAGGAAGGAAGGGGAAAAAAGAAUGGAGCUCGGCUGCUCGGUGGUAGCGCCGCUAGAGCCGCACAAGCACACGCACACGGUGGUGUUCUUGCACGGGCGCGGCGAUACGUCUCAGAACAUGGCGGACGCGCUGUUGCGGUGGACGCGGGACUCGCGCGGGCGCACGCUGAUAGACGAGUUCCCGUCGGUUCGGUGGGUAUUCCCGCAGGCCGAGCCCAGCAUCGUCGAGACCACCGGCGAGGAGUGGCCCCAGUGGUUCGACAUCUGGAACAUCCUCGACAUGACCGACAGGGAGGAGCUGCAGGCCCUCGGGCUCAAGGAGAGCGUUGAGAGUGUUAGGCGUAUCGUCAGGAGGGAGGCUAGGGCCGUCGGCGGGUACGAUCGCGUCGUGCUGGCUGGAAUCAGUCAAGGGGGCGCAACAGCGGCGCAUGUCCUGUUGCAUUUAGGCGCGUUGGAGGAUGGUGAGGGAGGCGAAAGCUAUGUCGAGAAGAGCGUCGAUGCCGAUGCGAAGGCGGAAGAGGAUAGACCGCCGAAGUUAUGCGGGCUCAUGGGCUUUUCGGCCUGGUUACCUUUUCCCGGAGGUUCGCUCGACGAGACGAGGGAAGUCUUAGGAUUGGAGGAGUUUCUGGAUAGCAAGAGCGACGAGCUGGUAAGGAACACGCCGGUAUUUGUAGGGCACUGCGAGAAUGACCCACUCGUGUUCAUCGAGUACGGACAACAGUUACGGGAUGGGCUCGAAAGCUUUGGCAUGAAGGUCAAGUGGCAUGAGUACCCGGACGGGGGACACUGGUUCAACGCGCCGUUCGGGAUGGACGAUGCGGUGGAGUUUCUAAAGGCGCAGGGAAUACCUAUGGUGAAGCAAUAGCAUGGUCAUUUCUUUGGGAGGAGUUUGGGAUUCGGGGUUGCGAGCGGACGGUGACUUGGAGAUUAAAGGAUUGAAGAAACUCGGUCCCGUGUUGUCUCGCAGCCCCUUGACGAUAUUAUCAUAAUUACCUAUAUAUGGAUAUGAUGACUAGGCUUUGUUACGAGUCUAGUAUGAUUUGACGGAUUACGAUUUGUGAAAUACCAAUUGACUAAAAGGGAGUUUAUAUAAGCCGAAGCAUCAACCA